AUGGCAGGUUCGCGGUACGCCUACGUACGUGACUUUGAGCUGGCCGACGUAGCUCUGCCACGCACUUAUCUGGUCGUGCGUAUCGAUGGAAAAGGGUUCCAUAAUCGCCAUGGGUUUACGAAGCCGAACGAUAUGAACGCUUUGGAGCUGAUGAACGAGGCUGCGCGGCAUGUCAUGCGCGAAUUCAAAGGCCAUAUCACGCUGGCCUUUGGCGAGAGCGACGAGUACAGUAAACUUGUGUCGCAUAUCGUCUCGCUGUUCACAUCUGCCUAUGUAUUCUGCUGGUCCAAGUACAUGAAGACGCCACUGGAGGUGCCACCUUCUUUCGAUGGCCGGCUCGUAAUGUAUCCUACGUCCAAGGAGGUCCGUGAUUACUUCUCCUGGCGUCAAGCUGACACACACAUCAACAAUCUUUACAAUACCGUCUUCUGGGCCCUAGUCCAGGAAGGCCAAAAAACAGAGCGUGAGGCGCAUGAAGUGCUGAAAGGGACUGUAUCUGCUGACAAGCACGAAAUCUUGUUCCAACAGUUCGGCAUGAACUACGACAAACUACCUGCCUUUUACCGUAAAGGCACGACGCUGGUCUGGGCGCCUACCUACGACCCUGGCAGGACAAAACCCAAAACAGAGCUUCGCACACUCCAUGUCGAUAUCAUCGGCGCGUCCUUCUGGACACCAUGCGAAUUACGGCCUCCAACGCUAGCUGACGACGGCCUGGCGUAUUUCGAGCGGCCUGACCGUUUGGAAGCAGACGGCCUCGGCGCAUCCAUCUUGAAUCCAUAA
Malassezia pachydermatis is the source of this 783-nucleotide messenger RNA. RefSeq names its product trnahis guanylyltransferase. Gene Ontology annotation, biological process: tRNA modification. The transcript is spliced from 4 exons. Gene Ontology annotation, molecular function: magnesium ion binding; tRNA guanylyltransferase activity. NCBI's taxonomy places the organism in Eukaryota, Fungi, Basidiomycota, Malasseziomycetes, Malasseziales, Malasseziaceae. Bases 1 to 783 code for a protein of 260 amino acids. The record is from RefSeq and is a predicted model, not a curated record.